Lodderomyces parapsilosis is the source of this 1164-nucleotide messenger RNA. RefSeq lists its product as uncharacterized. Gene Ontology annotation, cellular component: Golgi apparatus; perinuclear region of cytoplasm; endoplasmic reticulum. NCBI's taxonomy places the organism in Eukaryota, Fungi, Ascomycota, Pichiomycetes, Serinales, Debaryomycetaceae. The record is from RefSeq and is a predicted model, not a curated record. Gene Ontology annotation, biological process: vacuolar transport; ubiquitin-dependent protein catabolic process; metal ion transport. The coding region runs from base 1 to 1164 and encodes 387 amino acids. The transcript has 2 exons.
AUGACGCAUUAUGAAAGAUUGAGCAGGAAUAGUGAAGACAUAGAGGAUAAUAGUGACAUGUCGGGCAGCUCAAGCAGGCGCCAAGAAUCGACGUUGGAUUUGCUCCCAGAACAAACCACCACCAUCACCACGCCAUCGUCGUCCUCCUCGUCGUCGUCCUCCUCCAUACCAUACCACAAUGACUUGGAAUCACAAAUACCACCACGUCUUACACCCAAACAACGAGUAAUACGAGUCAUCAACCAUUUGCUACCCGUAAAACAAACCUAUGAACGACUUAGUAAUGGAUUACAAACAGGCAGAAUGCAAGCCAACAGACCCGGCAGAUUUAUUGGCCAAGGAACAGAUGGAGUUUUCCAAAACUUGAUGGCGAAACCAGAUACAGCAUCAACUAUCGAACAACAACAACGUGAAUUGCAUCCACCAACAUAUGAAGAAGCCAGUCAGGAUAACAGCCCCGAGUAUUGGGAAACAACUAUGAUAUCACCCAUGUUUGAAGAUGAAGUAUUUGUUCAAGGGUUACCGGUGGGCAACAUUGCUAACUUUAUCUGGAAUGCAUUGGUUACGGUCGCAUUUCAAUUUAUUGGAUUCAUCUUGUGUUACUUGUUACAUACAUCGCAUGCUGCUAAACAAGGGUCUCGCUUAGGUUUGGGGGUUAACUUGGUAAUGUAUGGAUGGGACAUCUUGCCUACGUUUGUGGGGAAUGCUAAGGAAAUUCCCAAAAAAAUUCAAGUGGUUGAUCCUAAUGAUUACGAAAUUGAAAAGAGUGCCAAGAUUACUGGCAAAAUCGAUACCUAUAUUGCUCUGGGAUUCUUUGUUCAAAAUUCAGAUACCACCGGAUCCAAUUCUGAUGUUAAUGGCAGUGGUGGGGUUGACAGCUCUGAAUAUGGCAACACUUCUGCUCCUUAUAUUGCUUAUGGAUUGAUUUCAUUUGGCUUAUUCAUUAUCAUAAAGAGUAUUGUUGACUACUACAAGGUGAAACAAUUGGAGAGAUCGAUCUUGAACCCAUCAGUCGGAAAUGUUGCUACCCCUGCAGCUGCAGCCGCCGAUACUGUCGCCGAUGCUUCCUCGACAACUACAGAAUCUCAAAACACACAAGAAUCUACAUGGCAAGCACGUAACUCCAACGAUCAUGAUGAGUUGGAUCCAACUGACAUGCGUUGA